GUAUUCAGUUUUCUCAGAAACAAACGAUAAGCGUUGGAUGAUUAUUUGAUUUAAUUUGAGCUUCGUAUCUACAUGUUUUGAAAAUUGUAUUCAGUUCGCUUAUGAAAAAUAAUUUAUUCGUCUAAAGCACUUUGGAAAGGUCAGAAAUUCUCCGUUUUAAGGAUGCAGGGAGUAUACUUCCCCACUAUUUGUUUGAUAAUAGAAGAAUGAUGAGAGUUGUGUACAGUUGCGGAUCAGGCUCAGUAUUCGCUGUUCAGUUCAGUAUAGCAAAUUUGGGUUAGAACGAUGAGCGUCUCUCGAAUUACUCCCUCAAUUUUAAGGAGGAGCUCACAACAGUUCUCCGCAGCAUUUAGCAAAGGAAAUCGGAAUUAUUUUGAGAUCAACAGGUUGCAACCAUUUCAUCUCACACCGGCUUUUUGCAUACGUCAUCGUCACACUUUUAGAUCGUUUAGCACUCAUACAUCCACGAUGGUAGUUGGACAAAAAUAUAUAAUCGCUAAGAAAUUUGAGGGUGAGCCACAACCUACCGAUUUAACACUAGUAGAAGAUAAACUACCACCAAUUAAGGAUGGAGAGAUUUUUUUGGAGGCCGAGUACUUCUCAAUUGACCCUUACAUGAGACCUUAUGUCCAGAAUGUUCCUCUUGGUAGUGUUAUGCUCGGUUGUCAAAUCGCAAAAAUUAUAGAAUCUAAAAAUCCCAAAUUUCCUGUGGGUCAAAGAAUACGAGGAUAUUAUGGAUGGAGAACGCAUACAAUUAUUAAUCCAGACGAAUGGAAACCAUCCAGAUUUUUAAAUGAAAAGCCAAGAGUAUUGCCUGAUUUUGGACAUUUAUCUCCUUCACUUGGUUUGGGCGUCCUAGGAAUGACAGGAGAUACAUCUUACUUUGGACUUUUGGACAUUUGUCAACCAAAAGCUGGUGAGACUUUAGUCAUUAGUGGUGCUGCUGGAGCAGUUGGUUCUCAUGUUGGACAAAUUGGAAAAAUUAAUGGUCUCAGGGUGAUCGGAAUCGCUGGAUCCGAUGAAAAAUGCAAUUGGCUUGUUAAGGAUCUUGGCUUUGAUCACGCUAUUAAUUAUAAGACUGAGAACAUAGACUCUGCUUUAAGGAAAGCUGCUCCGAAGGGUGUUGAUUGUUAUUUUGAUAAUGUUGGAGGCGAUAUUUCUGGAACUGUUAUUUAUAGAAUGAAUGACUUUGGUCGCAUUUCCGUCUGUGGUAGCAUUUCAUCUUAUAAUUCAGAUCGAAAAGGUCUUCCUAAAACUAAAAUCCUCCAGCCAGCAAUGGCAUUUAAGCAAUUAAAAAUGGAAGGAUUUAUUGUUACACGUUGGGCCGAUCGAUGUAAUGAAAGUUUUGCACAAAAUAUGAAGUGGAUACAGGAAGGAAAACUUAAAUAUCGAGAGACUGUUACCCUAGGUUUCGAAAAUAUGUUCAAGGCAUUUGUUGGAAUGUUGAAUGGAGAAAAUACUGGAAAGGCGAUAGUUAAAGUAACAAAAGCAAAAUUGUAACUGGAUUCUAAAUAUUCAAAUCUGAAUAUGUCACUCAGCUGAUUAUUAUUAUUUUUGAUAUAACAAAAAUAUGGAUAAUUAUUAUUUAAAUGUAAGUUAUAUAGGUCGUUUUCACAUAAUUUAGGACUUCAUUGCUUUAUUUUAGCAAUAUACUUAUUUUGAGUAAGGUCCAAAGGAAUGAAUAAACUCCAAAGAUAUAUCGUCCUUUUUAUAUAGAUUUAAUCACAGAAGCAAAACCGUGAUCAAAUCAACCGCUAAUCAAUAGUAACAUAGCAACAACAACAGACAAUCAAACAGAAUGCAAGUGUAAUAAAGUCAAGCGAGUUUAAAUAAAGCGCUCAGUUCAAAUCACGGUCGUAUACAUAGGUCUGGGGACUUACGUGGAGGGAUAGUUCCCUUAUUCAAGGUUCCAGUUAAUUCCAAAAAUUGCCAUUAAAGAGUGUAAUAGUAGAGUAGUAGCGGUUUAAUUUGAAAUUUGGAUGUUAGAAAAUCAAUAUUUUCUACAUGUACUUAAUAAUUUAAAUAAUAUAGAUGUUUCUUUAUACUUAAUCAAAGUAAUAUAUGAACACUAAAUCUUAAACAUUACAAGAUUAGAGAUAAAUUUAAUUAAGUGGACUUUCGAAAAUAUAAAACAAUUAAAAAACGCAACGUGAUAUGUUAAUAUUUAUAGUUAUGUAAUUGGAAUUCCAGAAAUUUAACGAAAGUAAAUAAUCUAGAUAACAAAAAAUUACUGUUAAGCAAAGAUGCAAAUUGAAUACUUCGUACAAAUAUUUUUAGAUCGAGAUUCUGGUUGUAUCAGUGUUACUCCGACUUUGAGGCUAGAAAACGUGUUUAAGUUUUCAAACUCUUUACUACUCGACUAGUGCACCAUACCGCGUGGUGGCAGGAUCGCGAAACUUUUUAGCUUAUGUAAGGGAACUUCCCCCAACACGAGAGCCCCCGGAUCUGUGUAUACGACCGUGGUCCAAAUACUUCGAACUCACUUCUGAGAUUGACGUAAUUAAUUUGACUAAGUUACAAAUUAUCAAUAAAUAAAUGUUACAUUGUUUGA
Messenger RNA from Belonocnema kinseyi, 2551 nucleotides. Its product is annotated as prostaglandin reductase 1-like. The transcript has 7 exons. Gene Ontology annotation, biological process: prostaglandin metabolic process. Gene Ontology annotation, molecular function: 15-oxoprostaglandin 13-reductase [NAD(P)+] activity; 2-alkenal reductase [NAD(P)H] activity. Bases 286 to 1500 code for a protein of 404 amino acids. The record is from RefSeq and is a predicted model, not a curated record. NCBI's taxonomy places the organism in Eukaryota, Metazoa, Arthropoda, Insecta, Hymenoptera, Cynipidae. Gene Ontology annotation, cellular component: cytoplasm.